Molecule: messenger RNA, 2499 nt
Organism: Diplodia corticola
Lineage: Eukaryota; Fungi; Ascomycota; Dothideomycetes; Botryosphaeriales; Botryosphaeriaceae
Product: glutaminase
Exons: 1
Coding region: 1-2499 (832 amino acids)
Source: RefSeq, a predicted model, not a curated record
AUGGCCCCCUCCCCAGACAGCAGCGGCGCAGCCGACUCCAACACGCCCUUGGCGAAGCCCACCUGGCGGCGCGCCAUGUUGUCUCUGUUCACCACCCACCCGCCUGCCAAGGCCGAGCAACACGCUCAGGGUCCAACACCGCCAACCGGCGUCCAAACCCCGCCCCAGCAAACAAAGUCGUGGAAGCUCUUAUACCUGGAUCGUGUCUCUCCAAGAUGGCGUCUCCCAAUCCUCAUCGCCCUCAUCAUGCUCGUCACCGUCUGCAUAGUUCUUUCCGCCGUGCUCAGCGUCGUCCUGUCGCACGAAACUUCAACCGCCCCCGCCGCCCCCCAGCAGCCCCACGGCUUCAACCCCAUCCUGCCUCCCGCCUACCCACUGGCUGUCAGAAACCCCUACCUCUCAGCAUGGAUCCCCGGAGGUGAGGCCCUGCAACUGCCGCGCCGCCAAGCCGAAUUCUGGCGCGGCCAAAAGCUGGGAUGGAGCGUCAUGGCCCAGGUCGACGAUGAACUGUACAGCUUGUUCGGAAUGCCCAACCCGCAGGGCAACGUCACCGCCGCCGUCGUCGAUGGCGCCGAGUACACUUCCACCCGGACCGACUUCAACCUGACCGCCGGACACGCCACCUUCACCCUUUCAUUCCUCUCCCCCGUCUUCCCCGGCACCGACGAUGCAAGCCUGAGGCAGCAGAGUCUCCCGCUCAGCUUCCUCACCGUCACUGCCCGUCCCAAGUCGGGCCAGCCGGAUGUCAAGAUUUACUCGGACAUCGGCCACGAAUGGCUCGGUGCUGCCGAAGCUCCCUCGGACAUCGCCCUUUCGAAAUCCACCGAGGGCUCCACGCACAUGUGGACCUGGGAUCGCGAGUCGGGCGAUGUCUACAGGGAGAAUGACAACAUGGCAAAAUGGGGCCAGGUCUUCUACGCUUCCGCCGCUCAGGACGGGUCCGUCAUGACCAUGAGCUUUGGGGCCCGUGACGAUGUUCGUAAAACUUUUGUCGACAAGCUUGAGCUGGGAGCACUCAAAGCCGACGCCCCCAAGUACCAAGGCAGCAACAAUCCCGUGUCUGCCUAUGCCCACGACCUUGGCAAGAUCAGCAAAGAAAAUAAGGCCGUGUUCGGCGUCGGUAUGACGCGCGACAAGGCAAUCAAUUUCUACGGAAGCGACGAAACCUACUUCUACCGCGCAAAAUACCCCAAGACGGAACAGCUUGUCAACGCCGUGUCGGACGCUUUCGAUGCCUUGGACGCCACCCAGGACUCGUGCACGAGCUUGGACAACAAGGUCGUGAGCGAAUCCAUGCAGGUGGGAGGCCAGAACUACUCGGACAUCACCACCCUCUCUCUGCGCCAGGUCUUCGGCGCCAUGGACGUCACCAUCCCGUACAAGUCCAAGGACACCAGCCAGGCCAACGUUUGGAUGAAAGAGAUCUCAUCCAACGGCGACAUCCAGACCCUCGACAUCAUCAUGCCCGCAUCGCCGCUGUUCUACUGGCUGAGCCCCGGUUACAUCCGUCUGAUGCUUCGGCCCAUCGCUAUUUACCUGGAAACCGGCGGCUGGCCGCAUCCGUGGGCCGUGCACGACCUGGGCGACCGCGGGUUCCAGGACGGAGGAUACCCCCGCGCCGUGGGCCACGACAACGGCCACAGCGAAUCCAUGCCGCUCGAGUCGUCGGGCAACCUGCUCAUCCUGGCCCGCAUGUACCACAAGGCUGCCACAAACCGCGACGAAGCCGACCGGUUCGUGAAGGACCACAAGAAGCUCUUCACCGGUUACGCCACCUACCUCGAGCGCAACGGGCUCAAGCCGGAAAACCAGCUCUCGACCAACGACGGCGCCGGCCCGCUCCCCAACCAGACCAACCUCGCCAUCAAGGCCGCCGUUGGCCUCGCCGCUUAUGGCGCCAUGUACGACAACAAGACGGCAACCACAUCCGCGCGCGACAUGGCCAAGAAGAUCGCAAACAAAGACCACGGCCUCUCCUCCGACGGCUCGCACCUCACCCUGCGCUACGGCCACGACGAGUCGUGGACCACGGCCUUCAACCUGUACCCGGACGUCCUCUUGGGCCUCGAAACCUUCUCCUCCGACAUCAUCGACCUCCAGAGCUCGUACUACCGCACCCUCCGCGCCAACGCCACCCUCCUCCACGCCGCCUUCGCCGCCUCGUCCGCCUCCCCGCACCGCGACAACGACGCCGACGCCGGCUCCGACGAAUACCACGCCAUCGGCUUGCCCAUCGACUCCCGCGGCGACUACGGCUCCAGCAACUGGAUGGCCUUCGCCGGCGCCACCGCGGGCGCCAACGCGAAGAGCGCGGUGGGCGAGUCGUUCAUCGACGACAUCCACGCCUUCUUGGCGAACCGGCUCAACGCCGUCGCGUUUUGCGAUCGCUUCUUCGUCAUGGGCAAGAACUCGGGCAUGGCCAGUCCGGGCCAUUCGACUUUUCGCGCCAGGCCCGUCGUCGGGGGGCAUUUUGCGUUUUUGGCGAGGACGGUGCGGUGA